AUUUAAAGUAAUAUUGAUGUUAGAAAACAUAUGUGUAUAUAUAAAUGGUCAGUAUUAAUCGGAAUACUAAAAAAGUAUAUACAUACAUAUGUAUGCUUGGAUGUUGUAUAUGCGCGUGUUAGUUCCUGGAGUGUGCGCGGAAAAUGGCUGAAUCUUCAUUUCGAAAAUCCGAAAAACUUAAAAGGUCACUCGGUUAAUAAUUAAUUUGUUUAUUGCUUCAUAUUUUAUACUUAUUUUGAUAUUUCCUUAAAAAUCUCGUUGAUUUUUCAUUUAUUUUCUGAUUUUUGUUUGAAUACGAGAUCGUACGAAAAUAGAAACCUCUGUGUAAUACGAGCCGACUCCCUGAUAUAGAGCUUUCUCUCGGCGGGUUAUUUUUGACCGAUCCUACUUGUACUGUCCAGACGCCCGACAUAACAGAAAAAGCUUGUAAGCACGUUACAGAAGGUUUUCACGUUCUUAAGAUACCAGUAAAGCGUACAGUGCAUUUAUACUUCAUAGUGCAUCACGUAAAUAAGGUUAUGCUGAAUUUGACGAAAAAACGUAUACGCUGAAACAGUCUUAUUCGAUAAGAUUCUGUAGAAUAAAGUUAUCAUAAAUAGUUUUCAUUGUCGUUUCUUUUAAUACAAAAACUACCAUAAACAAGUAACUGAUAGUAUACGUAAUGUUUUUCAUGAGACAAAUAAAAAUAAUUACAAAACGUAGUUAACCUCACAUUGAUGAUAAUCUGUACGUGAGUGGUAAUGUACACAUGUUUGUGGAAAACGUUUGUGAUGGUACAACUUUAUUUUGGUCGCACCAAGUGAGUGUGUCAAAGGGCAAGGCUAGUUUUAAGAGGUUUGCUCUGGGAGUACUGCCAGUUGGCUUUUAGCUGUGACAUGUGAAAGUUAAACACUUUUUAAGAAGUAUCUGAUGCUGGUUAAUUAUUUGUGAGUUUCAUUUGAAAUAUCAACCCUACACAAAUAAAAAAAAAAUAUAUUAAGAUCGAGCAGAUAGUUUUGAAAUAUAAGUAAAAGGAAAAUUUAAUUUUUAAGUAGUAACAGAAUAAAUUGCAACAAUGAGUAUUCCGGAGGGUGUGAAAAAGUGCUUAGCAGUUUUAAAAUCUGUUGAAACUGACUCAGAAAAAUUUGCUGCACUAUUCAUGGUCACAAAAUUAGUGGACAGUAAAGAUUGCACAGCAGCAAUUAAAAAAAUGUUAUUUGAAGCAAUUGGAACAAAAUUCUUGAAAAAACUAUUAUCUCCUCAAGUAGUUCCUGUAGAUUGUCCUCCACAAGUGUAUAAAUCUGUAGCACUGUCUAUACUUUCUGCAUUUUGUGGAGAACCAGAACUGGCUUCUCAUCCUGAUAUGAUUGCUCAUGUACCUGCAUUGCUUGAAAUUAUCUCCCAAGCUGAUGAAGAUGCAGCUGAUGAUAUGUUAAUUAUUGUUAGCGAAGCCUAUACAUGCUUGCAAAAUAUAGCACAGUAUCCACCAGGACAGAAAGCUUUAAUUGAACAGAAAGCAAUCUCAAAAAUGUGUGAUAUCUAUUCAGAAAAGAGUUUUGAAACGGACAAAGCAUUAAAUAUUUUAGUCACAUUAGUGGGAAGAUUAGGUCCAGAAGCAUGGGAUGCAACAGAUACAGCACCAUUUCAUGCUAUUAUGAACAAAAUUGCAUUAGACUUUGAAACAGAUCAUACAGAAAGAAAAUUUCAAGUAUGUACAAUUUUACAAGCUUUAUUAAUGUCUUGUAGAAAAGACAUUAUUAAUGCAACUGUUAAGGAUGAAUCUUGGCCCCUCAGCAUCCAUAAAGCUUUAUGUGAUAUUCUUGGAUCAAAAAUAGGUAAAAAUCAACGUGACCCAGCAUUAAAACUUGCAUCUGUAAUGUUGGAUUUACUGGGAGCAGAAUGGACUUUAUUGGAUAAAGAUAAACCGAAAGUAUUUUUCUUGUUGUUGAUUCAAUUAGCAUCUAUAGAAGUUAGAAUGCAAAUAGAAGGAAAACAACUUAAAGCUGUUAUGACAAAUGCAGAUUUAAUCACAGCAUGUUUUGUUAUUCUUGAAAUUUCUCUUGCAUACAUUACAAAUGAUCAGUUGGAUUUAGAACAGAAAGAAAAGCAAUCGCUUUAUACAGCUUUAAAAGGAGCCUUUGCUGCAAUUAUAAGUUUAGUUUCAGCAGUUUCCAAGAUGAAAGAACUAACAGAUAUCAAAGAACGAGUAUUUAUCUGUGCUGUAGUAAGGGUGUUAGCUGCAUGGCUUGCCCAAGAAACAACCGCCAUGCGUCCGCAAGUUUAUGCGGUGCUGCCUUACAUUUUAACAGUAGCCAAUGAUACUUUUUACGCGUACCGAAAUAGAAAAUUAGCAGAGAAAGCCAAAGCAAAUGCUAAAACGAAAAAUGACGAAGGACCAUCAUCUGUAGAACCAGUUACUAAUGAUCCUUUAAGCGAGAUCGAUUUAUUAAGACUUUUAUUACCAGCUUUAUGUUAUUUGGCUGUAGAAGAAGAUGCUAGAAAGAUCUUAAUCAAACAUAAGCAAGAAGAAGUCUUGUUUGAAUGUUUAUCUUAUCACUGGACAAUUGUUCAUCACAAAAAACCACCAGUUCCUAGAUCAGAAAGAUUGAAAGCGUUGAAAGAACCCGAAAAGGAAGAAGAUUUAGAACUUCACGUGUCUGAAGCAAUGAAAGAUUCAAGAACAGCUAUGGUUUCUGUAUGCAAUGUUUUAAUGAAUAUUACUGUCCUAGAAGCAAAAUUAGUGGAAGAAUCACCAACAUUCAUUUCCUUAUUAAAAUUUAUUUUCAAUAAUCUCCCAGAACUUAAACAAAUCCCAGAGAAUUUAGUACUUCAUGGUCAUCUUGCAGUUCUGGGGUUAUUAUUAUUAAAACAACAAGCGAAACGUAUUAAGAAAAAUGAUUUCUCUAUAUGUCGGUAUAUUCAAGCUACUAUAAGAUUUUUGUGGGAUGCAUAUAUAAUUGAUGAAAGUAACGAUCCAACUGAACUUGUUGUCGCAAUGUCGUACAAAGAACGGUGGAUGGAAAUUAUGGAAUUGUGGUUUCUUGGAAUGCAAACAAUGGCUGGAGUUCUACAAGUUAUACCUUGGCUCUCACAAUUUACUCUUGAAUCAGGAUGGGCAGCAGAAAUUAUUGAAACCCUUAAAAAAGUAAAAAUAGGAAGCCUUCAACCAAAUGUAAAGUCUGCUUUUGAAGAUUUAUUAUGUCAUUUAGUGAAAGCAGACGAGAAUGUUCCCUCUGUUUUAAAGAAAUGUGGAGCUUUAACUGUAUGCAGAAAUCAUCGUAUGAUGGAGCUUGGAAAACAUCUUUUUGGAGAUUAAAAACAAUAUACAGAAUUUAAAUGAUUUGGAAUAAAAGAAUCAUAUACUGAUAGUAUAAUAUAUUAAUUUGUAUACUAAAGGGGUUUAUUGUAUUUUUAUGUUAUUAAACAGUAGAUUCUUAUGCGAAGACAUAAGAAUAUUUUGCAUGCUUUUUAUGUUUGGUAGGAAGUAUUCGAAAAAUUGCACUGUAAGAAAAAAUAAUUUGAAUUUUUACUCAAAAGGGCACUUUUAUUAUAUAUUUUCAUUUACUAUACAAUAUUUUUCAAAAUAUUUUAGUUACUAAAAUAACACAUAUUCUAAUAACAUGUUCUACCUACAUGUAUGUAAAACUAUAUACAAUCAUAGUUCAGACAUAAAUUUAGGUAGCAAUCAUGACUGGAAAUAGUUUUUUGGCAAGCCAAGGAACUACUAAAUAUUUCUGUGGAUUAAAUAGUUUCUGAAACUUAAAUAUUGAAAUACGUGUUAGAACUAAAUAUUUUUACAUUUUAUAAUAAACUGUAGACUAUUGAAAGUAUAUAUGUUAAAGAAUACUUAUAAUUAAUAUAAUUUCAAAGUGUAUAUACUUUUAAAAAUGUCUAUGUAUAAUGAAUGAUUUUGUAAAAUAACGUGGUCUUUCUAUUAAAUCGUUUUUUAAAGUA
Molecule: messenger RNA, 3933 nt
Organism: Osmia lignaria (orchard mason bee)
Lineage: Eukaryota; Metazoa; Arthropoda; Insecta; Hymenoptera; Megachilidae
Gene: Neurochondrin
Product: neurochondrin
Biological process (GO): neuron projection development; regulation of neuronal synaptic plasticity
Cellular component (GO): dendrite
Source: RefSeq, a predicted model, not a curated record